Molecule: messenger RNA, 3299 nt
Organism: Saimiri boliviensis boliviensis (Bolivian squirrel monkey)
Lineage: Eukaryota; Metazoa; Chordata; Mammalia; Primates; Cebidae
Gene: RAB39B
Product: RAB39B, member RAS oncogene family
Biological process (GO): Rab protein signal transduction
Molecular function (GO): GTPase activity; GTP binding
Source: RefSeq, a predicted model, not a curated record
CUCUUAGAGACAGUGCGGCGACCCCAGCGUCGCGUCUACGCGCGGGAUUACAGUAACCCGUUUGUCAGUGAUGAGUCAGAAUGCGUGGUGCUGAUGCUGCUGCCAUUUCAUCACCUUUGCGAGCGCAGCAUCCAUCCCUCCGCUCUCCGAGCGCCUGGGCCUACCCCACUUCGGGCUCCCAGGGCAGCGAUGCGCUCGCGGCGGAGCUAGAUCCGGCCGAGCCGCGCUCUCUGAGGCGUCGGCGGCGCGCCCCCUCCCGCCGUCCCUGGUCCAAGCCAAGGAGACCUGCCGAGCCGCGGCCAUGGAGGCCAUCUGGCUGUACCAGUUCCGGCUCAUUGUCAUCGGGGAUUCCACAGUGGGCAAGUCCUGCCUGAUCCGCCGCUUCACCGAGGGUCGCUUUGCCCAGGUUUCUGACCCCACCGUGGGGGUGGAUUUUUUCUCCCGAUUGGUGGAGAUCGAGCCGGGAAAACGCAUCAAGCUCCAGAUCUGGGAUACCGCGGGUCAAGAGAGGUUCAGAUCCAUCACUCGCGCCUACUACAGGAACUCAGUAGGUGGUCUUCUCUUAUUUGACAUUACCAACCGCAGGUCCUUCCAGAAUGUCCAUGAGUGGUUAGAAGAGACCAAAGUACACGUUCAGCCCUACCAAAUUGUAUUUGUUCUGGUGGGUCACAAGUGUGACCUGGAUACACAGAGGCAAGUGACUCGCCACGAGGCCGAGAAACUGGCUGCUGCAUACGGCAUGAAGUACAUUGAAACGUCAGCCCGAGAUGCCAUUAAUGUGGAGAAAGCCUUCACAGACCUGACAAGAGACAUAUAUGAGCUGGUUAAAAGAGGGGAGAUUACAAUUCAGGAGGGCUGGGAAGGGGUGAAGAGUGGAUUUGUACCAAAUGUGGUUCACUCUUCAGAGGAGGUUGUCAAAUCAGAGAGGAGAUGUUUGUGCUAGUCAGCUCUUUUAUUUCCAAAACAUGCUCUCCUACUUGAACUGAAAAGUAAGAGAAAUAAAUAGAAUCUUUGUGUAACUGAUGAGAACUCAACCUCUGUUUGGAUACCAAGCGAGCCUCCUUCUCAGGGGGACUCUGACAGACUCAUGUGCGGGUGGAUGGGGGUGCCUGAGUGCUGUGACCAAGAGACUGAAUUGCUGACAUGGGUCAGGCUGGGCAGUGGCUGCUCCAUGAGCCCUUUGUGGACCAAAUGUUAAGGGCCUGGGGUUUAGGAAGCUAAGUCCCAGGAAAAUAUACCUACAGACAGGUUUUUGCUGGGUUUGGUCAAAAGGUACCAAUUAUCUUCUAACAGCUUAUCUGUAAAAUGAGGAACACAGAACAAAAGGUCUGGUGUUCAAGUAAAAAUGAUGUGAAUAUGAAAGGAAGUGCUAUCUACUCAUAGUUAUUAGCACAUUUGAGAAAAUGAACACCCUUGUGAUAGAAUUACCAGCUGUAUGAAACAAAUGGUCCCAUGCAAAUUACCCUGUAAGUAGGGAAGAGACACUAUAACACAUGCCAACCCCCUUUUAUCCUCUGACCAUGCCUGGGGUUUCACUGCAUUGGCACCUGCAAUCUGGAAGUAAACAGUCUGCUUGCUUCUUCAGGCACCUGACAGUGACAACACAGGGACUGCCUCUGAAAAGAGCUCUAAGGCACUCUCUCCUGCUGAAAAGGAGGCACUGUAACCCUUACAACAGCUUACAGUUACUCGAGCUACUUAUUUGAUCAGCAUAACAGGCAGAUGAGGUUUUUGCCCCAUUUUACAGAAUAGUAAAUUAAGAGCCAUGAGAAUCACUUGGCCAAGGUCAAGGACUCAUGACUCCUAGCUCUUUUCACUGCAUCAUACUGCUGUCAUAUAAAUAAAUGAUCAUGAAUUUGUUUACUUGGGAAGAGAUAUGACUGUAAAUAAAUGUUCUCUACAUGUUAGGAUAUGUUUUCCUUAUUGAUUACAAUUCAGCUAUAAUCCUGAGGGAACAUGAGAAGGAAUCAAGGUAUUGACAAGAGGGCUUUAAACAAGUGAAUAAUUGCACAACUAAAAACACUUUAGAACUGUGUGGUCUAUAAGUGUUCUUAUCACUGAGACACAGUGGAAUUUUAUUGAAAGGAACCACAUACAGCAAUGGGGAGUGGGAUAGGGAUAAAAUACUCACCCCACAAUGACCUUGGCCACCUGUCUGCCAUAUAGGUACACUGAGUUCCUGUCUACCCAAGAGAGUCAGCCUUUAAUUCUCAGGUGAACAAACAGCUAACUGCAUCAGCAAAUUGGAAUGGCUGGCUUGAAGUUUCCAUUAUUUUGUUGAAGAAAGGUGAUGCUUUAAAUUACUUUUUGGAUUGUAGCCAGUUCAGCUAGGCAAAAGCCAUACUUUCCACAAUUAAAAAGAAAUUAUUCUGAUUUGAGUCAGGUUUCUCAUAUUCAUUGUGAUAGGAAGGCCUAAGAACAGCAAAUCAUUUUGAGAUAAAUAUUGACCUUUGGGAUAAACGUGACUGAAUCUGAAAGUUUGGAAAUUUGCUUCAGCCAGAAUAAAGAAGCCAAAUAAUGAAAAUGAUGGAAGACUAUUCUGCCACCUGUGCCCCAAGUUGGAUGUGCAAACCACUUUGGAUCAAUUCACAGCAUCAACUACAAGUGAACUGAUCAUCUUCUCUAUAUUUAUUUCACAAGAGCUGGCUUAGGUGGGGUAAUUAAACUGCCACCUUCAUGAUUUUAAAAGACAAACAAAACACCGAAAAUUGGAUUAACACAAAAUUUCAUUAACUGCUAUACUUAAUUAUGUUUAGAAGAUUCUGAAAGGAAUCUUAUCUAGUAGGUAAAUGAGAGUUGAGUGGAUUCUGUCAGUUCAAAAAAAGAAACAAAACUUCUCUACAAUUUUCUUGACUAAAAUUAAUUAUAUGUACACUAUUCCCACUCCUGGCAUUUUUUUGGCAGGUUUAAAAAUAUUCAGCAUAAAUCCAGUAGAGGUGGCUGAGGUUAAUUGCUUAAAUAUGUUCUAGAAAAUUUAAAAAUCAUUUUAGUAGAAUUCAGUACCAUUGUUACUGCAAUAAGUGGGUUUUAGAAAAUAAGUGUGAAAAAUCAGGUGUUAAUAUAAUACUAAGGAUAAAGCUUUAGAAGCUAUUUUACUACAUAGGUAAAGAAAAGAUAAACUAACUUGUAACAAAGACGACAACUGCAUGUUGGAUUAGAUUGUCUCAUAUUUCAGAAUAAAAUGUACUGUAUACUUUUCCUCACUUUGUUGUGCACUGUAAUGAAAUGUGAAAAAUGCUUUAUUUAGCUGUAUGUGAAUGAAAAUAUGCUUGUAUUUAGUAAAAUGAUUGAUUACGUGA